Molecule: messenger RNA, 1389 nt
Organism: Haemonchus placei
Lineage: Eukaryota; Metazoa; Nematoda; Chromadorea; Rhabditida; Trichostrongylidae
Source: the annotation of a GenBank genome assembly
AUGUCUUAUUUCGGCUCGGUGAUGAGAAAGAAAUGCAAAGGAGGGCGGUUUGAAGAGCUGGUGACUGAGGAACUCAAUAACUGUUCUAAAGUGGAAGGCAAUCUUGAAUUCAUAAAUAUGGCUGAAGUUCCACUAUCUAUGAAUUUGCUCGCUAGUGUUCAAAAAAUAAAAGGAGCCCUUCGGAUUGAAAACUCUCCGGCUUUCACUACAUUCCCAUAUCUAUCAAAAUUGCGAAGAAUAGAGAACGCUGGUGAAGGUGACUUCGAUGAUAUCGGCAUUUCCAUCGUUCAUAGGCCAGCACUAACAGUGGAAAAUAAUGAGAACCUUGAAGAUAUUGAUUUUCCAUCCUUGAAGUAUUUGAAAUCGAAAAAUCCACCAUGGAUUGUUAUAAGAAACAAUCCCGUACUUGUGUUGAGUGGACGGUUCGGGGAGAAGUUGCGUGACCUCAAACAGAAACACAAACAAUUGGUUGUUUUGGACGACGCCUCGAGCAUCUUGGAAAAUGCAACGUAUAUAAUGGAUGGAAAUAUCACAGCAGGCGAGAAGAUAGAAAAGGUGCUAAAACGAUACGAGAAUAUCAUCAAAGAAAACAUGAUUCAAGUAGCUGAAAAUGGAUCACUUUCACUUGUGUUGGGAGACACUCCACGGGCAUCCAAAAGCCAACGAUUGAUAUCUGAGCGGAUACAAAAAAUGUUAGUAAUGAAGCAUGUAGUGCUCAUCGGAACAGAAGAUGAUCCAUCAUGUGUGCUCCCCAAAAUACCAACUACACCUGGCAAGGAUAGAACGUAUGAAUACGAUACGACCAAAAUGACACUUCGCUUCAAAAACUCGAUGGAAGUCAGCAACAACUCCCGUCGUUUUGAGUACGAUGCGGAGUUCACGAGUGAGAAUAAAACAAGGCUAUUCAAACUGGAGUUUGUAUACUUCGUUUGGGGCAGCCUAGAUUUGAAUGUCAAUGUGGAAGAACUGUUACGACUGCUGCAAUUUUGUAAGAUUCCCGGUCACUCCCUGUGUGUCAGCAAUCGCCACAAAGAGGUAUUUUCGUUGCUGAAUCUUUUCUACAGUUUUGUCGUUCGAGCAGAAACUCCAAUACAAUUGACCGAUGUGUUCAAAAUUCACAAUGCAAAAUGUAACGGUUGUAUGCUAGACAGACACGAGAUGAUAUUCUCCAUGAAAUUUUUGCUGGUUUGGGGUAUCCAGUCUGGAGCUCUUCCGAAAUUACAUCAGGCUGCCAACUCCUGGCUUGACACAUACGAUGGAAUGGCAGCGUUUCAGAAAAUUCAUCCCAACGUAGUGAGCUUCCAUCCAUUCUUCAUUCCUGAUCUUUUCCCAGAGGAUAUGGAGGAAAUCGUAAAAGGCGGUGGUUGCGAUCCUCCAAAGUUCUCUGAU